Molecule: messenger RNA, 405 nt
Organism: Aspergillus alliaceus
Lineage: Eukaryota; Fungi; Ascomycota; Eurotiomycetes; Eurotiales; Aspergillaceae
Product: bZIP transcription factor
Exons: 2
Coding region: 1-405 (134 amino acids)
Biological process (GO): regulation of DNA-templated transcription
Molecular function (GO): DNA-binding transcription factor activity
Source: RefSeq, a predicted model, not a curated record
AUGUCUUCCGAUCCCACAGAGGCAAAGGAGCGUCGUCGCGAGCAAAAUCGUCUUGCACAACGCAGGUUUCGGCGUAAAUAUAGCCAGCAAAAGGCUAUAGUGCCACAGUUUCAACAUAUCCACAGUCUAAGCUCUGGCUAUGAGAGUCAGGGAACACAGCCCGGAGAUGCAGUAUUGCCCGAUACUCCAGGCUUGGUAAGCAUUAAUCCCGUGGGAGGCCCUCCUGAUGGCCAUCAUCGGAGCCUUUAUGAAGUAAAUGCGGAUCUAUUUCUGGACGGUGGCGAGUUCAGUAGCAUGAACAAUCUUCCCGCGUCGGACCUGGAUAUGAUUCCUGCAAUAAACGGUUUGCAGCCCACACCAGCCCCGUCUGAACCAGCGAUGGAGAUUAGCAACCCCUUUCCAUGA